UGGCGCCGCCAAACCUCAAUUAAAGUCGGGCUUCAUAUUCACAAGAGUAGAGCUUGGGGGCCCUGGCCAGUAAUGGAGAAAGUGACCGUGAUGUGAAAGAUUUUGAAAUUCCUUCGCUACUCCGUAGAUUUGUAGGCUGGCUCGGAAUCAUGGAAGACGUGUUCCAAAACGGGAAUUAUCAGAGGGAGGCGAACGCGAAUAUGACCACAACAGUAACUCAGAAAGAGGAUUCAUUAUUUGAUCACAUGGAGAUCUCAAUAGCUGAGGCUGAAAAACGAGCUAACGGAGCAUUGAAUUUAAGAGAAUUUUAUACAGUCUACCUCAUUGAGACUAAAGUUACUGAUCCUGAUUUUAAAGGUGCGCUCACUAAAGUAAGUUCUUUGUGGCGUCGAUACACAGAAUUUGAACUGCUUCGAGCUUAUUUAGAAAUUUCUUAUCCUUAUAUUGUACUGCCUCCAUUACCAGAAAAAAAAGUAUUAUAUGCGUGGCAAAAAGUUACUACUGAUACAUUUGAUCCAGACUUUGUUGACCGGCGUAGAGCAGGUCUUGAGAAUUUCCUUUUGAGGGUAGCUUCGCAUCCUAUACUGUCUCGUGAUGAGCAUUUUAUGGGGUUUCUACAACAGAAGGAUGGCUGGAGGGAAAGCAUUAAAGAGUCUGGAUACUUACAGUUAGCAGAAUCAAAACUAAAAGCACUGAGUGUAGCAGUGCGAUUAAGGAAACCAGACAAACGUUUUGAAACAAUAAAAAACUAUGGAAUUGAACUUCAGAAUAAUUUGUGCAAUCUUCUCCGUGUACGAGCGCGAUUAGUAGAAAAGCAAUACACUUUGUACAAACUACAUGCAAACUAUGGUCGUGUGUUCAGUGAAUGGAGUGCCAUAGAGAGGGAUAUGGGUGAUGGAUUACAGAAAUCGGGCCACUAUCUGGACUCUCUAGCAGCAAUGAUAGACACAAUUCUUGAAGAGGAAGAAUUAAUAGCAGAUCAACUAAAAGAAUGGUUGUUUGGCGCGUCCGCGCUACAAGCAGUAGUUAGACGAAGGGAAGCUUUACAGUUAUCUAAAGAUGAAGCUCAUGAUGCCUUAACUACUGCAGUUGACCAAAAAGAAAAAGUCAUGCAAGGUAAAUCAGGCUUAAUGUCACGAUUAUUUGGUUCCGUGGAUACGGAGGAAGUUCGUGAAUUAAAAAUACUGCAGCUAGAGCAAAGAAUUGCACAGCACGAAGAAGUUGUCAAACAAGUAGAUGAAGAUCUAAAGUCUUUCUCCAUUAAAGCAAUGAUGGACAUAGAGAGAUUUCAACAUCAAAAAGUGGUGGACUUAAAGGAAAUUCUGGCAACUUAUUGCAUAUUGCAAUUCAAGCUUGCUAGAAAGGGACUCCAAGCUUGGCAGCAUAUCAAAGGCUGCCUCGAAAGUAUGCCAUAAGAGUCUUUUCUUAUUUUAGCUGACAAAGAACAAUAACUGUUCUCACAUCUCUCGCGCGAUAUACAUUCCUAUAUUUGUAAACUCACUCGUAAUGUACGCUUAUUACUACAUGAAUGUACAAGAUUGUUUCUAUUAUUUAAUGUUAGAUUAGAUGAUAUUAUUUAUAUAUACAUAUAUAUAUAUAUACACA
This is a messenger RNA of Hylaeus volcanicus, 1605 nucleotides long. Its product is annotated as sorting nexin-4-like. The transcript is spliced from 10 exons. NCBI's taxonomy places the organism in Eukaryota, Metazoa, Arthropoda, Insecta, Hymenoptera, Colletidae. Gene Ontology annotation, molecular function: phosphatidylinositol binding. Gene Ontology annotation, biological process: protein transport. Bases 150 to 1415 code for a protein of 421 amino acids. The record is from RefSeq and is a predicted model, not a curated record.